Messenger RNA from Myxocyprinus asiaticus (Chinese sucker), 17195 nucleotides. RefSeq names its product SCO-spondin (gene sspo). Gene Ontology annotation, cellular component: extracellular matrix. Gene Ontology annotation, molecular function: protein binding. Lineage: Eukaryota; Metazoa; Chordata; Actinopteri; Cypriniformes; Catostomidae. The record is from RefSeq and is a predicted model, not a curated record.
AUGGAACUGGCCCACAAUUCUCAUCUGAUGUUUCGCUCUUUGGGUAAAAAUUCGGACAGAGCAUCACUGAACAUUGACGUCACCAAACGGCAAGCUAAUGGACGCUUCUACAGCUGUGACACACUGGACUUUCCACCAAUGACACAUCUUCCAACUGCUGCCAUGGGCCUAAACUGGUGUGAACACACAGUAAUGGAGAAAGUGGAGAGGCUGAUCUCCCCCCGUCUGCAGCUCAAGGUGGACUGUUCCGAGGUGUAUCAGUACAACACUCAGGGCUGGAGGCUAGACGUGGACAGAAUGCGCCAUGAGCAUGGGGGAGAUGACGGUAUUGCGCUGUAUUACAAAAGACAGGGACCCAAAGCAUCCUGUUAUUUAUUCAAACCUCCGGAAAUUGAGACAGAGACAGUGAACAGGACAGUGAGGGAGUGUUGUGAAGGUUGGGGCGGACUGCAUUGCUCACAGGGUGUGGGUGCCAGGGGUCUGUGUUUUUCCACCUGGACAUGUGAGGAGUUUCCUGGGGUUCAUAACACAUCUCUCAUGUCACUGGAGCAGUGCUGCAGUAAUCUUUGGGGUUUGAGCUGGAGAAAUGCAUCUGAUCAGACCUGCAUCUCCUGCACAUACACACUCCUGCAAGACGUCAGUUUCUCUCCUCUCAUUCGUGGUGGGCUACUACGAGGCAUUCGGGACUCCCAGGCGUCGGCCACCUGUAUGAGCUGGGGCGGGGCGCACUACCGCACCUUUGACAGGAAACACUUCCACUUCCAAGGCAGCUGUACAUAUAUACUGGCAUCAUCCACUGACGGGACGUGGACUGUGUAUAUGAGUUCAGUAUGUGCUACUACUGGACACUGCAGUAAGGCUCUGCGGAUGAUGUUGGGACUUGGUUUGGUCUCCAUUCAUAAAGGCAACAUGACAGUUAACGGUUUAGUGCUGCCGCAAGGUGAACCACUCUUCCAAAAUGGAGUGAGCGUUCACUGGCUGGGUGAUUUCGUGUUUGUGGAGAGCGGUUUGGGUGUCAGAGUAAAAUUCGACAUGGACAACACCAUCUACCUGACCGUUACCGCUGAACACCUGGCUACCACUAGGGGGCUCUGCGGAGUAUAUAACAACAACCCAGACGAUGACUUUACUACCAGCAGUGGAAGUGUGUCUCAGUACGCCGCCAGCUUUGGAAACUCAUGGCGUGUUCAAGAUCACCAGAGCCAGGUCUGUAGUGAUGCGGCUGAGUUGGGUCACAGCUGUGAUAUCUCCAAUGACGUCUCUCUACGUCGUAACGCAGAAGCAGCAUGUCAUCGCCUUAAAGAGAAUCCGUUCUCACACUGUCAUCGCCAGGUGGAUCCUGGUCCAUAUAUAGACACAUGUCUUUAUCUGUACUGCAGUCUGGAUGUGAACGAGAGAGACACAGCGGUGUGUGACACAUUAGCUAGCUAUGUGCGCGAGUGCGCGCAGCGACACAUCGUCAUCAGCUGGAGGGGGGCGGGGCUUUGUGAGCGUGUUUGUCCAAGCGGUCAGGUGUUUUCCGACUGCAUCUCGUCCUGCCCACCCUCCUGCUCGUCUCCUCUUCCUCCAGCAUCGAGUCAGUGUAGAGAGGAGUGUGUCGGGGGGUGCGAGUGUCCUCCGGGUCUCUACCUGCACGCUGGUCAGUGCCUGAGACGAGACGACUGUCCCUGCUUCCACAGACGCCACAUCUACAGUGCAGGAGACACCAUCAAACAAAGGUGUAACACCUGUGUGUGUCGAGCAGGUCAGUGGGAAUGUUCUGGAGAGAAAUGUGAAGCUCAGUGCGCUGUGAUUGGUGGAAUGCACAUCACCACCUUUGAUCAGAAACGAUACGGCCUGCAGGGCGACGACUGUCAGUUCACAGCAGUGGAGGAUUUUGUGGAUAAGAAGCUCUCUGUGUCCAUCAGUGUGGGUCAGUGUGCAGGAUCUACUGGCUGUCUGAGAGAACUGACUGUCACUGCACUCCAUACGACAGUUACAGUUACAGAUGCAGGUUCAGUGAUCAUGAACGGUCAGAGGGAGCCGUUCCCGGUGGUAACAGGAGAUCUGAUGGUCAGAAAAGCCUCUUCUAGUUUUCUGCUGGUCCAGAUGUUUGGUGCUCAGCUGAUGUGGUAUCUGGAUGGUCCUCUGCUCUUAAUCACCCUGCAGCCAGGGUUUGCUCAUAAGGUUCGAGGGCUGUGUGGCACUCUGACCUGGAAUCAGCACGAUGAUUUCACCACACCUGAGGGUGACGUGGAGAACAGCGUGCCCUCUUUUGCUGCCAAAUUCAGCACGGGGUCAUGCCCUCUGCCCUCAGCGGUGACCUUUGACCCCUGCGGGACAUACACCCAGCGGAGACAGUAUGCAGAGAGCGUGUGUUCUGUAAUUCACAGCGCAGUGUUUCAGGCGUGUCAUGAUGUGGUGGACAGAGAGCCAUACAUGCGUUUGUGUCUCAGUGAAGUGUGCAACUGUGGCUCGCAGAAGUCUUGUCAGUGUACUGUCCUCACUGCCUAUGCCCGCCACUGUGCCCAAGAGGGGGCGCCGGUCAGCUGGAGAAAUCGCACAUUCUGCCCGGUACAGUGUUCAGGCGGUCAGGUGUAUCAGGAAUGUGGUCGUCCAUGUGGAGCUGCCUGUGCUGAUCUGUGGAGGGGCUGGGGCUGUGAGCAGGACGAGGGCAGCAGAGACUGUGUGCCGGGAUGUCAGUGCCCGGAUGGGUUGGCACAGGACAGUGAGGGUCAGUGUGUGCCCAUCGACUUGUGCCCCUGUGUGCACUCAGACAAACUCCACCCUGCAGGAAGUACCAUAAAGAAGAACUGCAACAGCUGUGUAUGUUCUCGUGGCUUGUGGAACUGCACAGAUGUGUCGUGUCCUGAUGUCCGUCAGUGUCCAGGCUCUCUCAUCUUCUCUCCUCGCUCGUGUCUGAGGACGUGCUCAAGUCCAAACUCUCCCCUGGAUCACUGCACUGAACCCAUACAUGGCUGUGUCUGUCCUGAUGGGACUGUACUGCUGGGCGAUCAGUGUGUAAAGCCGGAUGAGUGUCCAUGCCACCACAAUGGCAAACUUUAUUUCACCAAUGACACAAUUUCCAAAGACUGCAACUCAUGUGUUUGCAGAGAGCAGCGUUGGCACUGCGAUCAGUCGUUAUGUGCUGGCAUCUGUGUGGCUACAGGUGACCCUCACUACAUCACCUUUGACGGGCGAUACUUCUCUUUCCUGGGUGACUGUGAGUAUGUGCUGGCGCAGGAGACAAGCGGACUGUUCAGUGUGGGCGCUGAGAAUGUUCCCUGCGGGAGUACAGGGGUCACCUGCACAAAAUCUGUCACUCUGACUGUGGGCAACACGGCGAUACACCUGCUCAGAGGUAAAUCUGUGAUGGUCAACGGGAUUCCAGUCACUCUUCCGAAGUCAUACUCAGGCAGUGGACUGAUUCUGGAGCGGGUCGGGUUAUUUGUGUCCCUCUCUUCUCGACUUGGGGUCACUCUGCUCUGGGACGGAGGUAUGCGUGUUUACGUGCGAUUGAUGCCUCAUUUGCGUGGCCGAGUGGGAGGAUUGUGUGGGAAUUUUGAUGGAGAUGCAGAGAAUGACUUCACCACGAGACAAGGCAUCAUGGAAUCAACUCCAGAACUGUUUGGAAACUCCUGGAAGCUCAGUCCGUCCUGUCCUGAUGUCACAGACCAGGACCUCCGCGACCCUUGCGUCAUCAACCGUCACCGAGUGACAUGGGCGAAGAAGAAAUGUGCCGUGAUCGGUCAGGAGCUCUUCAGUUUGUGUCAUUCUGAGGUGCCGUACCAACAGUACUACGACUGGUGUGUCUUUGAUGCCUGCGGGUGUGACACAGGUGGCGACUGUGAGUGUUUGUGUACAGCGAUCGCUGCGUAUGCCGAAGAGUGUAACCGCAAAGGAGUGUAUGUACACUGGAGGACUCAAGAACUGUGCCCACUGCAGUGUGAGAAUGGAUUAGUUUACGAGGCCUGCGGUCCUGCCUGUUCUCCUGCGUGUUCCAGCACUCCCUCCAGCUCUGACCAUCUUUGUAGCACUCUGUCUUGUGUGGAGGGAUGCUUCUGUCCACACGGCACCGUACGACACGGUAGCAUCUGUAUCCCUGUGUCUCAGUGUCCAUGUGAGUGGGACGGAUCUAUAUUCCCUGCAGGAGCAACUGUCACUCAACACUGUCAGAACUGUUCUUGUUCUGAAGGUACGUGGCGUUGUGUUGGCUCUCCAUGUCCUCCUCCAUCACCCUGUUUGGACUCAGAGUUCCGGUGUUCGGGCGGCUCUCAGCGGUGUAUUCCUGCUGUCUGGGUCUGUGAUAAUGAGGAUGACUGCAGUGAUGGUUCUGACGAGCGCUGUCCGUCCACCUGUGCUCCGGGUCAGUUCCGUUGCUCCAGUGGCGCCUGCUUACCGCUCGAGCUCCAGUGUAAUGGACACCCUGAUUGCGCCGACCAAUCAGAUGAGGACUUUUGUGCCCCAUCCACACCUGAACCUGGCUGUCCCGCUGGAGAGUUCAGGUGUUCUAACGGACGCUGUCUAGCUGCCAGUAAAGUCUGUGACAACAGGCUGGAUUGUGGAUUUGCAGAUGAUUCUGAUGAGCAUGAUUGUGGCGUAGUGUGCAGACAGGAUGAGUUCCGCUGUGCGUUGGGUCGCUGCGUGCUGUACCUCCACCGCUGUGAUGGUCACGAUGACUGUGGUGAUUUCAGCGAUGAGAGAGGGUGUGUGUGCGCUCUUGGAGAGUUCCAGUGUCCCAGCGAUCAGUGUGUUCCAGCAGAAAGAGUGUGUGAUGGCCACAGAGACUGUCCGACUGGCAUCGAUGAGGUCAUCUGUCCUGUUAAAGGGUGCAGUCAGUUUGAGUUUGGCUGUACAAGCGGGCAGUGUGUGCCACUAGCGUGGCAUUGUGACGGCGAGACGGACUGUCUGGACGGGAGCGAUGAGAAACAGUGUUCUCGCAUCUGUCAGCCGGACCAGUUCCUCUGUCAGACUGGAGACCAGUGUAUUCAACACCAACAACUGUGUGACGGGAUGGCACACUGCAGAGACGCUUCAGAUGAGAGCGUUGACAACUGCGGUUCCACUCGGAUUCCUCCCUGUCCCGACAGUUUCUCAUGUGAUAACCGUACAUGUGUGAAUGUUUCACGUGUAUGUAAUGGGAUCGCAGAUUGCCCCAGAGGAGAAGACGAGAUAUUGUGUGAUAAGCUCAGUCCCUCCGUAGCGCCCCCUAGUGAUGGAAACACCAGUCGCGUUUGUCCAGAGUUCACCUGUGCUGACGGAUCAUGUGUUCCUUUCAAUGCGUUGUGUAAUGGCAUAGCAGAUUGUCCAGCUGCGGGCCCCUCAGAUGAGCAGGACUGUGGGGUCUGGGGCCCCUGGAGUCCCUGGAGUCCCUGCAGUCGUAGCUGUGGAUCCGGAACCAUAAGCCGACAGAGACGCUGCACCCUGGAGGAGACUGAUGGACACUGCAGGGGAGAAGACACACAGAGACAGCAGUGCUACUCUACUGCGUGUCCGGUUGAUGGUUACUGGUUGCCGUGGGUGACGUGGUCAAACUGCAGUAAAGAUUGUGGCGGUGUUGAAGUUCGUCAGAGAGAGUGUGUGCCACCUCAGAACGGAGGCAGAACCUGCGCAGAACUACCCGGAGAAACCAACCUGACCACUGACAUCAAACCCUGUCCUCAGGAUGACUGUGUUAAUGUCUCGUGUCCCGCGGGUCUCGUCAGACACAGCUGUGCGCCGUGCCCUUUGACCUGCGCUCACAUAUCCGGAGCAACGACAUGUGACCGGAACGCAAAGUGUUUCACGGGCUGCUGGUGUGCUGAUGGUCUGGUGAUGAAUCAUGAGAAUAAGUGUGUUCUGCCGGACGAGUGUGUGUGUGAGGUGUCAGGCGUACGGUACUGGCCCGGUCAACAGGUGAAAGUGGGCUGUGAGAUCUGUGUGUGUGAGAGAGGCAGAGCACAACGCUGUCAGCCCAACCCAGAAUGCUCCGUGCACUGUGGCUGGUCGUCCUGGUCUUCAUGGGGAGAGUGUUUGGGUCCGUGUGGAGUUCAAAGUGUUCAGUGGUCUUUCCGCAGCCCAAAUAACCCGUUAAAACACGGCAACGGCCGACAGUGCCGCGGAAUUUACCGCAAGGCCAGACGCUGUCAGACAGAGCCAUGCAGAGUGUGUGUAUAUCAGUCACACACACAUGCAGUGGGCGAACGCUGGAAGGGGGGUCCGUGCCAGCUGUGCCAGUGUUUGCCAAACCUCACAGUGCAGUGUGCUCCUUACUGCCCAUACUCUGCCACUGGAUGCCCGCAGGGUCAUACUCUGAUUCCAGGAACAGGAGAUAAGUGUUGCCGAUGUGAAGGUAAUGGUACCUCUAUCUUGGCAACUACACCGGUGACAAUAACCGUUGCACCCUCCACACCACCAGAGGGCCCUCUUGUGCCAACUUACCCUCUGCCAUCUGAAGAUGAGUGUUGGUCUCGUCUGGGCGUUCAGUCGCUCCCCUCCUCCAGUUUCAGCGCCUCGUCCCAUCAGCCUGGUCACCCUCCAUCAGCGGGACGCCUGCACGCACGAGACCUCCACAGCGACCUGCAGGGCUGGAGCCCAGAACCGGAGCAGUACAGAGAGCUCUCGCCUGGGACUCCUGAGGGACACAGAGACGUCACACAUGCCCCAUAUCUACAGAUAGACCUGCUCAGACCCUACAACAUCACAGGCGUGUUGACUCAGGGUGGAGGCAUGUUUGACACGUUUGUGUCGAGCUUCUAUCUGCAGUUCAGUAAUGAUGGCAAUCACUGGUACACAUACAAAGAGCUCAUCACAGACACCAGACCCAAAACCAAGGUGUUUCAGGGUAACAGUGAUGAUCAUGGUGUAGCUCUGACCCGUCUAGAUCGGAUGGUGUCGGCUCGGUUUGUGCGAGUUCUGCCUCAUGACUUUCAGAACGGAAUCUAUCUGAGAGUCGAGCUCAUGGGAUGCGCUCACGAGCAUGAGUGGUCCACACCCACUCCGCCACUGCGCCCCUGUAGAGAGCAGGAGUUCCGCUGCGGUAAUGGCCGCUGUGUUCCUACUGGCCCUCAGGGGGCGCUGUGUGACGGUAUCAAUGACUGCGGCGAUGGCACAGAUGAACUCAACUGUGGUACUUGGCCGACUCCUACCAAAAGCCCUGUUAGCUGUGCACCAGGUCAGUUCUCUUGCCCUCCUCCAGGGGGCUGUAUACAGGCAGAGCGCCGCUGUGAUGGAGUUCCUCACUGUCCGGAUGGAGCUGAUGAGAGAAACUGUACACACACAAACAUCACCCAUAUCACACCCACCGCCGCCCCGCUCAGGACAUCCAGCAAGAAGCCCGUUACCACACCCAAAGAAGGAGGACCUGGUCAGAAAGGUAUAUGCUCUUCUGCGCUGGGAUUGGAGGAUGGGCGUGUCCAUUAUGGUCAGCUGACCUCGUCCUCGUACAGGGAGAAUAAUCCUGCUGACGCUGGCCGUCUGAACGUCGUGCCCAAUGUUAUGAUCAUGGAGCCGGGGUGGAGCCCAUUGCCUGGAGACCCUCAUCCGUAUUUCCAGGUGGAUUUCCUGGAGCCCACGUGGAUAUCUGGUGUGGUGACGCAGGGCAGUGAACGCAUGUGGGGUUACCUCACCAAAUACACACUCGCUUUUGCUUUGGUGGAGAAUCAGUUCAUCAACUUCAGUGAGACUGCAGACACAGGGUCUGUUCCAAAGAUAUUUGACGUGAGGAUGUUCAGUCGGACGCCGGUCACGCGCUGGUUAAACCGGCUGGUCAGAGCUCGCUAUCUCCGGAUCAUUCCUGUAGAAUUCCGCCACACGUUUUACCUACGUGUCGAGGUCCUGGGCUGUAGAGGAGAUGAGUUGGUCACGCCCACUAGUCCAGCAGUGCCCACAGCACCCUCUGGUGUACCAGGCUUACAUAACCACACCGGACCAACAGGAAGUCCUGGUCACCAUGACUACACCACUGGAUCUCCAGGACUGCACACCAGAAGUCCUCAGGAUGGCAGCCCUGGUGUGGCUCCACCCACUCACAUCACAACAGCGCCACCUGGUGUCCAUCCAGGAGGUCCGACAGGAGAACCAGGCGUGCAUAUACUGACCACUCCCAGAACUGAAGGUGUGGUCACCACUGGACAGCCGGGGCUGAUGUCACCUACACCCUAUACCAACACAACAGGACUGUGGGACACGACACCUGAUGAUGGUUUACCCAGAAUACUGUGCGUGGAAGGACAGUUUACCUGCAGGACAUUCGGUUGUGUUGAAGCAGCGUUUGUGUGUGACGGCCGCGAGGACUGUCCUGACGGCUCGGAUGAGGAUCACUGCAGGUGUGCAAAAACCACAAGGCCCAUCACACCCACCGGACGUCCCCUGCUGCCCGACUCCUGCUCUGCCAAACAGUUCAGCUGCUGGAGUGGCGAGUGUGUGAGUUUGAGUAAGAGGUGUGAUCUCCGCAGAGACUGUGCUGACGGAUCUGAUGAGAACGACUGCUUUGACUGUAUUCUGUCAGCAUGGAGUUCGUGGAGUCAGUGCAGUGCAUCGUGUGGAUUGGGCUCUCUGUUUCGCCAGAGGAAUAUUCUGAGAGAUGCCCGGCCCGGUGGUUCCUGCGGCGGGGCUCAGUUUGACAGUCGGGCGUGUUUCCUGCAGGCGUGUCCAGUGGACGGUCAGUGGUCGGAGUGGAGUGCGUGGUCGGUUUGUGACGUCUCGUGCGGUGGCGGACUGAAGGUGAGGAACAGAACCUGCUCAAACCCGCCACCAAAAAACGCUGGUAGAGACUGUGAGGGUUUGACACGACAAAUACACACCUGUAACCCACAUUCCUGCGGACCGCAUACAGACACACAGACAGGCUGCACUGGAGGCAUGAUAUUAGUGAAGGAGUCCGACUGUUUGGCUGGAAAAAUGGAUCCAUGUCCCGUGACCUGCUCUGACCUUUACUCUGAGAGAAACUGUACCUUAAACUGCACUACAGGAUGUCGUUGUCCUCCUGGUCUCUUCCUGCAAGCUGGCCGUUGUGUCAGUGCCAGUAAAUGUGAGUGUUUAUGGGACGAUUCAAUCCUGCAGCCCGGAGAGGAAGUCAACAACAACAGCUGCAGCACAUGCGUGUGUAAAAAUGGGCGUGUAACAUGUGAUGAAUCCAGCUGUGUCGCUCACUGUUAUUGGUCAGCCUGGUCUUCAUGGACAUCAUGUGACAGCAGCUGUGGGACUGGAAUACAACACCGCUACAGGUCUCCUCUGAGCCCAAUGGGCAUGUCGGGAGUCGAACCAUGUGAGGGCGACUCUACGGAAGCCCGGCGGUGCUACACGCCCUGUUCAGAGAUUCCUGAGGGUGUCGAGUGGAAUGUGUGGACGGAGUGGUCAGAGUGCAGUAAGACAUGUUUUCUUCAUGUGGACGCUGUCGGACUGAGACGACGCUUCAGGAGCUGUAAUCAAACAGACAGCAGCGCCCCCUGUGGUGGAGACAUGGAAGAACAGGAACCGUGCAACACAUUCCACUGCCCAGUUAACGGGGGCUGGUCGUCCUGGUCGAGCUGGUCUGAUUGUUCAUCUGACUGUGACUCUGGCGUUCAGACGAGAGAGCGUUUCUGCAGCUCUCCUCCACCGCUGUAUGGAGGGCUCAGCUGUCCCGGGCCUCAUAUACAGACGCGAGACUGUAACGUCCAGCCCUGCUCAGGUGUGUGUCCAGAGGGCAUGAGCUUCCUGUCUAAUCAGCAGUGUCGGGCUCAGGGUGGCGCAUGCCCGCGUGUGUGUCUAGAUGCCAUGGCAGAUGUUGAGUGUGCUACAGAGUGUUACGAUGGCUGUUACUGUUCACCUGGUCAUUAUCUCUUCAAUAACACAUGUGUGCCUCUGGACCGCUGCCCAUGUUACCAUAAGGGGGCGCUGUAUAUGCAGGGAGACAGUGUGCCCUACGACCUCUGUAACAACUGCACUUGUAUUAACGGAGAGAUGACGUGUGGAACAGCGCCCUGCCCUGUGGAUUGUGGGUGGAGUGAAUGGACGGCCUGGAGCGCGUGCAGUAGGACAUGUGAUGUGGGCAUCAGGCGGCGCUAUCGCUCAGGAACCAAUCCAGCGGCAGCUUUUGGUGGCCGCGCCUGUGAGGGCGACCGCCUUGAACUGGACACAUGUAGCAUUAAACCCUGUUUCGGAAUGAAGGAGCCGUGGAGUCAGUGGUCCAAGUGUUCAGUUCCCUGUGGAGGUGGAUACAGGAACAGAACCAGAGGACCAGUCAGACUACACGGAACCCCACAGCAGUUCAGCGCCUGUAACCUGCAGCCCUGCGGAAAUGGAAGCUCUUGUUCAAAUGGUCAGGAGUGGAGCACGUGUGUGAGAGACGAGCUGUUGUGUUCUGAUUUGGGGAUUGAUUCCCAGAGAGAUGCCAACUGCCACCCUGGGUGCCAAUGCCCUGAGGGGUCAGCCCUACAGGAUGGCGAGUGUGCACCUCUGCCGCACUGCCGCUGUCACGUAGAUGGCGAACAACACAAACCCGGAACCACCGUCACCAAAGACUGCAACAACUGUACAUGUGAAUCGGGGAAACUCGUCAACUGCACGAGUGUCGAAUGCAACGUGGAUGGUGGCUGGUCAUCGUGGACACCGUGGAGUGUUUGCUCUGUGUCGUGCGAUGCUGGUCUGCAGUCUCGCUAUCGGUUCUGUUCAAACCCGGAGCGGUCAGGGAAUGGACUCCCAUGUCUCGGGCCCGAUCGAGAGGACAGAGUCUGUGCUUCAACGUCAUGUAGCAGGGAUGGAGGCUGGAGUGAAUGGACUUCCUGGACAGACUGUACCAAGUCAUGUGGCGGGGGUGUUCAGAGCCGCAGGAGGGAGUGUGAUCGGCCUGUUAAAGGGGGAGAUGGAGAUUACUGUGAAGGACUGGCAACUGAACUCAUCGCCUGUAACACGCACCACUGUCCAGUGUCUCCGUGUUCACAUGUUCCGGGAAGCGUGUUUAGUGCCUGUGGACCUUCAUGUCCAAGAUCAUGUGAUGACCUGACUCAUUGUGAGUGGCGCUGUGAGCCGGGCUGUUACUGCACUGAUGGUAAAGUUCUGAGUUCAAAAGGGUCAGAAUGUGUGGAGAGAGAGACCUGUCCAUGUCUGGACCUCAACACGGGACUGCGGAUCAAACACGGAGAGAUCGUACCCGCCCCAGAUGGCUGCAAUAACUGCACGUGUGAGGCAGGAAAACUGAGCUGCAAUGAAAAGCCGUGUCCAGUGGAUGGCGGCUGGUGUGAGUGGUCUCAUUGGACUCCAUGUUCUAAGACCUGUGGUGCGGAGUCAGUGUCUCGGUACCGCAGCUGUGCCUGUCCUGAACCCAGAUCAGGAGGAGCGGCCUGCCAAGACCAGCAGGAGACACACGGCGGUCUGGGAGUACAGAUCCAGAGACAACCAUGUUCAUCUGUCACCUUCUGUCCUGUUCACGGCUCAUGGAGCUCCUGGAGUUCGUGGUCUGAGUGUGACAUCUGUGCGGGUGUGUCAGUCAGACACAGACAGUGUAACAGUCCUCCUGCGCGGUUUGGCGGUCUGCCCUGCCACGGAGAGAGUCGACAGAGCCGCGGCUGCCAUGACAACAUCACUGACUGUACAGACUGUGGUGGCGGUCAAGAGGAGUGGCCUUGCGGUAAGCCCUGUCCUCGCUCCUGCUCUGACCUCCAUGGAGACACCGAGUGUGUGGACACGCCAGCGUGUAGCCCGACCUGCGGUUGUCCUGGAGACAUGCUGCUGCAGGACGGAGUGUGUGUGGAGAGGGAAAUGUGUCGCUGUAAAUUCCACAACAGCAGCACAGCUGGACUAGAAACUGGCAAUGUUUCCUGGGCGUGGCCCAGUGCAUCACACUGGCAACAUGCAAAUCCAGGAGAGGCCAUUGUCACAGACUGUCAUAACUGCACCUGUGAAGCUGGUGUCCUGCAGUGUGACUCUGUUCCUGGUUGCUAUGUUGAUGGUGGGUGGGGCCAAUGGGCUCCCUGGUCAGAGUGCUCCACCCCAUGUGGAGGUGGGGUUAAAAUGCGGACACGUCAGUGUGAUAACCCCGCCCCUCAGGGUGGCGGCAGAACGUGCACGGGCUCCGGCGAACAGCACAAAGUGUGUAACACUCACAACUGCACAGAUUCUGGUCCGUGGUUCGACUGGUCAGCAUGGUCUGUGUGCUCCGUCAGCUGCGGUGGAGGGUCUCAAAGCCGCAGUCGCACCUGUCGAAUGCCACCCUGCUCGGGCAUGAAACGACAGAGCAAGACCUGUAACACACAGGUGUGCCUGGAUGUGGGCUGUCCUCCCGGGCGUCUCUACAGAGAGUGUGACGGGGGUGACGGGUGUCCAUUCAACUGUGCGCAGGUCAGAGGUCAUGAGGGCUGCUAUUCAGAGGGAUGUGAAGAGGGCUGUCACUGUCCCCACAACACCUACCAGCACAACGGCACCUGCGUUCAUCAAUGUCCAUGUCUGGUGGACGGUGAGUUCCUGGCCUCUUUGCAAAGCGUGUCAGCGACCCCUAAUCUGACCCCUGACCUCCAGAAUAUCACACUCGGAGCGGAGCUGAUGUCUGGAGAGGAACUCAUGCAUGAAUGCAGCUCGUGCUCCUGUGAGCACGGCUUGUGGAACUGUUCUCUGGCUCCAUGUCCCCGUGAUGGGGGUCUGUCUCCUUGGGGCCCCUGGGGCUCCUGCUCAUUCAGCUGUGGAGGUCUCGGCCAGAAGAGCCGCAGCAGAAGCUGUAAUCAGCCCAGUCCUGCUCACGGGGGCCGAGACUGUCAGGGGCCCCUGCUGGACACCGCCUUCUGCCAGACCCCGGACUGCCCAGUGGUAAAUAUACCGACCGAGGAACCAGCUGUGCCAGAUGAUGAUGUGGGGUUCUCUCAGUGGACGGUGUGGUCUCUCUGCUCUAGAACCUGCAGUGAUUCGGGUUCUCCAGCUCUGAAGUUCCGUACGAGAGAGUGUGUCCGUGAGCGCUGCUCUGGAGAGAGCCGACAGGAGAGAGUGUGUAAUCUGCCACAGUGUCCCGAUGGCGGCUUGUGUCAGGACCCUGAAUGUGCCGAUAGGAACUGCUCCUGGAUGAGGUGGGGCGAGUGGAGUCCUUGCUCUCGCUCCUGUGGGGUCGGUCAACAGCAGCGCGUCCGGACCUUUCUUGCUCCGGGUGUCAAUGGGACCUGGUGUCAGGACAUCCUGGGGGGCAACGUGGAAAAUCGCUUCUGUAAUAUUCAAGCAUGCCGGGUGGAUGGAGGCUGGUCUCGCUGGAGCCCGUGGUCUCACUGUGAUAAAUCCUGUGGGGGUGGACGCUCCAUCAGAACCCGGUCCUGUUCUAGUCCUCCACCCAAGAAUGGAGGCCGCAAGUGUACCGGAGAAAAGAAUCAGGUCAAACCGUGCAACACCAAACCAUGCGGUGAUCAUGGGUGCCCACCAGGGCUGGAGUUUGUGUCUUGUGCCAAUGAGUGCCCACAGCACUGCUCUGACCUACAGCAGGGCAUUCAGUGCCAACGCAACACAGAAUGCCAACCGGGCUGCCGCUGCCCACAUGGUCAGUUACAGCAGGAAGGUGUGUGUGUUCAGUUGUGGCAGUGUGACUGUCUGGAUGCUCUGGGUCAGAGUUGGGCCGCUGGCAGCAUGCACCAGGUCGACUGCAACAACUGCAGCUGCACAGAUGGUGCGCUCACCUGCACCAAUCACACCUGUGCAACUGACAGCACCUGCAGCUGGAGCACCUGGUCCACCUGGGCUGCCUGCAGCAGCACCUGUGGGCCAGGACGAAGAACACGAUUCAGAUCACUGGUUCCAGAAAGUUCUGGUGCUAACUGCCAAUUUGAGGAAGUCCAGCACAAACCCUGUGACCCAGGAACAUGUCCCCCGCUGUGUGUCCACGACAAACAGGAGCUCUCCAUCGGAGACACGUGGUUAGAAGGGGAGUGUAAGCAAUGUACCUGCAUCCCUGAAGGAGAUUACUGCCAAGAUAUAGACUGUCGAGUGGACGGUGGAUGGACGCCGUGGUCUGUGUGGUCUGAUUGUUCCGUGUCGUGCGGGAAGGGCAAACAGAUUCGAACCCGAGCCUGUAUCAACCCUCCACCGCGAAACAACGGCACAGACUGCACAGGACCUGAGAGAGACACCCAGGACUGUCACACUGCACUUUGUCUUGAUGAUCUGUGUCCCUGGUCACGGUGGUCGUCAUGUUCUCGUAGCUGUGGUGCUGGCGUGAGCUCCAGACGUCGACAGUGUGUAUGUGAGGAAGAGGGAGAUCACACGUGUCCUCCAGAGAACGAGAGAGACGCGGAGGAGACACAGUUGUGCUAUAAGAGACCCUGUCCGGCCUGUCCGAUGUCUCAAUGGAGUGAGUGGAGUGUGUGUUCAUGUGUCUCUCAGUAUCAGCAGCGGUAUCGUUCACCGCUCGUGUCUAUCAUGAGAGGGCAGCACUGCACUGAAAUUGAGAAGCAGAAUCGACCCUGCAAACCCGAAAACUGCCAAGACUGCGAGAAGCCCUUUGAAUACAAUGAAUGUGGCUCUCCAUGUGAGAAACACUGCGAUCUGAUUGGUCAAACUGACACCUGUGUGGUCCGCCACAACUGCACACCUGGCUGCUUCUGUCCUGAGGGUCUCUUGCAGCAGAACGGAUCAUGUGUGCGUCCGGCUCAGUGUGGAUGUGUCCAUCUCCUUCAUGAGUGGUCAGACAAACCUGUACCGGUCACUGUCCCGCAGGGGGCGCUGGUGACCACGGGCUGCAGAACAUGUCUUUGCCAUGAUGGCUCUCUGCAGUGUGAUUUACAAGAAUGUGAAGUGGUGGUCAGCGAGUGGUCAGAGUGGACAUCCUGCUCUCCGUGUAUCCCGUCAUCCUCGUCUCUCUCCAAUGGGAAUGCUUCAGGACUUGUGUCCGUACAGCGGCGUUUCCGGGCGUGUUUGGAUGUGGACUCCGGGCUGCCAAUCAGCGGGCGAGAGGGCGAGUGUUCUGAAGAGCUGGAGGAAGAGAGGAUCUGCCCGCAGCCUGACAUCUGCACCGAUCUGUGUCACUGGAGCACAUGGGGUGUUUGGAGUGUCUGUAAAGACCCAUGCAGUGGAGGAUACCGCCAGCGUGAGCGACGACCUCUGACCUCUGAUCCUGGACCCCACUGCAGGAAUCUGCAGACACAGUCUCAGAGCUGCAACACUGGCCUGUGUCCUGGUGAGCAUUGUGAGGACAGGGGGCGGGUCUAUGAUGACUCGUGUGCCAAUCAGUGUCCCCGCAGCUGUGCAGACCUCUGGGAGCAUGUGCAGUGUCUACAGAGCACCUGUCAUCCAGGGUGUCGUUGUCCGCACGGCCAGCUGUUACAGGAUGGAGUGUGUGUGGGAGUGAGUGAAUGUCGCUGUGGAGUUCCAGUGGAGAACGGAACGCUGGAGAUCAAACCUGGAGAGAACAUCACUGUCAGCUGCAACACCUGUGUGUGUGUGAACGGAUCUCUGGAGUGUACGGACCGGGCGUGUCCUGUCUACGGUCCAUGGGGAUCGUGGAGUGAGUGUUCGGUGUCGUGUGGGACGGGUCAAAGGAUGCGCAGUCGACCGUGCACACAAACAACAGGAGGACCGACCUGUGUCGAUACGGUCCAGAAACAAAUCUGCUCUCUGUCAUCCUGUCCAGCUGGUUGUGUUUUGAGUGAGUGGUCAUCUUGGAGUGACUGCAGCGCCUCCUGUGGUGGAGGAGUGUCACUGCGCAGGAAGACGGUCCUACAGGAGCCAGAGCCUGGGGGCCCGACCUGCCCUGGACCCCUCGAACAACACACCGCGUGCAAUACUAACAGCUGCCUGCCCGAUUGUCCUCCUGGUCAGGUGUUCAGUACCUGUGCAGGUUCGUGUCCGUACAGUUGUGAGGAUUUGUGGCCUGAAAAUCAGUGUGUGCCGGUGACCUGCAGUCCUGGAUGUAGCUGCCCGUCUGAUGCUGUUCUGCUCAACGGAACCUGUGUUUCCCAGUCCGAAUGUCCCUGUUCCGCUCUUUUGCUCCUGCUGGCGUCCCCCAACAUCACCGUAGACCUCCCGGAAAAGGAAGUUCCCCCUGGAACUGUCAUACCACACUUGUGCAACUUGUGUGUUUGUGAAGGUGGACUCUUUACCUGCACUAAUGAGUCAUGCGAUGUGGACUGUGAGUGGAGUAGCUGGUCUGCGUGGAGCUCGUGCUCGGCAUCGUGUGGAUCUGGUCAGCAGUUCUCGAGUCGGACAGUUCAGCGUCAGCAUCAGUACAGAGGGCAGGAGUGUGACGGGCCUUCACACAGAAACAGAGUCUGCCGGGGCCCAGACUGUGAGUGUCGAGAGGGUGAGCGUUGGUUCUGGAGUGUGUCGGGAUCACAGCAUGUUUGUGAGCGCGGGUGUAUGGACUUAUACACCCCUGAACCGCUCAACUGCACGGGAUCCGGGGCCACGGAGGGGUGUGUCUGUGAUGAGGGACGAUACAGAGACCUGCAGGGCCAGUGUGUGAUUCCAGCUCUCUGUCAGUGUGAAGACGAGGACGGGACGAUUCGAGAGGCGGGAUCUGAGUGGGUGGACGGUUGUCAGUCUUGUCGUUGUGUCAAUGGCCAGAAACUCUGUCAAUCAAACUGUCCUCCACUUCAUUGUUCUGAGGGUGAAGUGAAGGUUCUGGAAGCAGCCGACUGUUGCCCUGUGUGCCGGAGACAGUAUCCAGAGGAUCCCUUUGCCGAGUGCCAUCAUUACACUGAGGUCAGAAACAUCACCAAAGGUGACUGUCGCCUCGACAACGUGGAGGUCAGCUUCUGCAGAGGGCGCUGUUUAUCCAGAACUGAUGUCAUUCUUGAGGAGCCUUACCUGCAGGCGUUUUGCGACUGUUGCAGUUACAGGCUUGACCCGCAUAAUCCCGUACGCUUCCUCAGCCUGCAGUGUGCCAGCGGAGACAUCGAGCCUGUCGUUCUGCCUGUCAUUCACAGCUGUGAAUGUACCAGCUGCCAGGGGGGAGACCUGUCGAGACGCUGAAUGGCCACUGAUGAAUGGACCGAGCGUUUGGAGAGAAAAUGCGUCGUCAUCUUGUUCGUUCAGUGUUCUUUAUGUAGCUUGUCAUUAUAUGACUGAAUCUUUUCUAUUUUAUAUUUUCUAAAGCUCUACGAGAUCUGUACAGCCUUUAAAUUAUGUUAUGAUUUAUUACUUUUCCCAGUCUUUAUUAUUUUGUAAACCCUGUUGUAUUUUAAUGGAAUAUUCUUUAUUUUACUAACUCUCUUGAUUAAACAAAUUCAUUAGUAUUGCCAAAGACUGUCUUCCUCCUUUUGUCAUGACAAAUAAUUGCUUUAAUCAAC